Molecule: messenger RNA, 3289 nt
Organism: Galleria mellonella (greater wax moth)
Lineage: Eukaryota; Metazoa; Arthropoda; Insecta; Lepidoptera; Pyralidae
Exons: 5
Coding region: 203-2107 (634 amino acids)
Source: RefSeq, a predicted model, not a curated record
CAUUCGCAGUGCAUGCGCAUUCCAUUUUUGAAUUUGAAAAGUUAGACGACCAUUUUUAAAUUUUUGAAAUUGGAACGUGAUAUUUUUUUAUGGAUACACACAUCGCAGUGACUGUAGUGUUGUGAAUACAAGUUUUUCGCAUUUUACUUCGGUCUCCUGCCAUCUUCUGUAUAGAAAAAGAAGAAAACAUUAAAUUAUUAAGAUGGCGCGGUGGUGCGCUAGCGUUGUGCUUCUAACGCUGGUGGUGUGCGCGAGCGCAGCCGACACGCAGUCUAGAUUCCAACCACGCAAGCCUAGAAAUAGGAAUGCGGAUCUUCAGUCGAGUCAACAGGCAGACGCCGAUGAGAUGGUCUCCAAUCUUCUGCAAUGGAUACAGGGGUUAUAUCAGCAGAAGAAUAGGAAAGCACGACAGUACUUUGGAGGCAAACCCGAGAAGCCACGGCCUUUCGAACCAGCCAGCUAUUUACCUCCUACCGGAUAUCCACCGAGUGGUUCCCGUCCUACGCCAGCUUAUAACGAAGGACCCCCAUCUCCUAGUCCACCUCUCACUAGUACAUCGAGCCCUGGAUAUCCGUCGAAUCAACCAAGCCAACCAGACCAACCUUAUAUACCGAGUCAACCAUCUUAUCAACCCAGUCAACCAACACAACCUUCUUACCAGCCAAGCCAGCCGAGCUCUCCGUCGUAUCAACCAAGCCAACCCUCAUUACCGGACUACCAACCUAGUCAACCAACAUACAACCCGAGUCAACCAUCCUAUCAACCACCCAGUCAACCUACCUAUAGCCCACCUAGUCAACCUACCUAUCAACCACCCAGCCAGCCACCAUAUCAACCACCCAGCCAGCCCACUUACCAACCUCCUAGUCAACCAACAUACCAACCUAGCCAGCCAUCCUAUCAACCUUCUCAACCAACUUACCAACCUAGCCAGCCUACAUCACCACCUUUCCAGCCCAGCCAGCCUGAUGAGAGCACACUGCCGCCUUUCGAACAACCCUCGCAACCUCAGCAACCACAACGGCCAGAUGUCGGAGAAGAAAGCACUUCAUCAGCUACCACUGAGGAUGAAAACCGCCACCCACCACACAUUCACGCCAUCACCGUUGAUUGCGGUAAAGAAAUGAUGACGAUCAAUAUUGAGUUCAAUAAACCCUACAAUGGAAUCAUCUACUCUCAAGAUCAUUAUAACCAACCUGAAUGCGUUUAUGUAAGAGAAAACUCAAAUCAAAUCAAGUACUCCUUCACCGUCAGCUUGAACACUUGUGGUACGAGAUUCUUCAGUGACUUCCAGAACGAAGGGCAGGCGUAUUUGGAAAAUGUUUUGGUACUGCAAAAUGAACCUGGCAUCCAAGAAGUUUGGGAUCACAUUCGACGAGUAAGAUGUUUGUGGGAAGGCAAUCUAACUAAGCAGUUGGUUUCCUCACUUAGUGUUGGUAUGCUAAAUCAGAUCACGAGCAACUUCAGUGGAGACACUGCUAUGGCCCGACUCGAUAUUCAGGUAGGACGAGGACCAUUCGCACCAGAGGCGAACGGUUUGGUUAAAAUUGGUGAAAUAAUGACCUUGGUUGUAUCAGUUACUGGUGAUGCUGGUUUCGAUAUCUUAGUUAGAGAAUGCGUCGCCAGAGACUCUGAAAACAACCAUGUUGUGCCACUCACAGACAGCAAUGGCUGCGUGCUGAAACCUAAACUGUUUGGUGCAUUCCAGAAGACUAGGGAAACAGGAAAUACGGGAGCUUCAAUUAUUGCUUAUGCGUUCUUCAACGCCUUUAAAUUCCCUGACGAGAUGGACUUGAUCAUUCAAUGCGACGUUGAAUUGUGUAAGACUGACUGCGAUGUAUGCCCGAUUCCUGGAAGCAUUGAUCCCAAGAGGCGACGACGAGACCUCAUCCACGUGGGUAAUAGUACUACGGAGCCAUCCACAACAAUUGGCAAAGGUUUGAGAGUUGUAUUCGCUGAAGAUCUGCCUCCAGAGCCGUCUGGAUUUUGUAUUUCAUCUUCAGCAGCUCUAUGGGGCGGUGUUUUAGUCUUGCUAGGUUCAUUACUAAGCAGUGUAAUGGUGUCGUUAUGUUGGAUGAAAUCCAGAGGAUCAGUUAAGUUUUCUUAAUGACGAUUAACAUGUGCGACCUUAAAGGAAUGUAUUAUUAUAAUACGAGAAAACUCAACAAUUAUCAUUUUGGAAAUGAAAUGAAAUUACAAUUUAAUUGUUUAGAUGACGUCACGUCUGUUCGAAAAUGACGUUUAAAAAUGUUGUGACAUUUGAAAAAUAAAUAUAAGUAAACAUUAAAGUUACGUGCCACGAUCAAUAAUAAUUGGACUAUUUUUUACCUGUCACUUCAUUUUGAGAAUUUUAUCAGUUUACAAUAAUUACGAUACACCCAGUGGCGGAUUAAGGAAGGGGAGGGUCACAAGGGGUUAUCUGUCCGGGGCCUCUGGGGGGCCUUCAAAUGCAUUGUCCUCAUCCACAUCAGUAUUCUAAGUGUGUUUAAGUAUAUCAUUGUGUGUGUGUAUGUAAUUUCAUCACAACCAUCUGGACGAAUGCCGGUCUUCCACCGUGCGUUUUUCAAGGCAUUUUCUUCCACGCACAUCCACUCUUUGGAAUCAACAUUCAGCAGCAGUAUUUCCAAACUGAUACGACAUCAUAACUUUCAAGAAAAGAGCAUAUUUCUUUUUAAAAGGCCGACAGCACACCUGUGAUGCCGAUGGUGUUGUGGGUGAUCAUGGGCGCCGGUAGUCACUUACCAUCAGGUGAGCCACAUGCUCGUUUGUCCCCUGUGUUGAAAAAAAAAAUUUCAUUUUCGAAAUUUUAACUAAAUAUACAUAAACACUAAAUGUACACAAAUGUGAAUUGUAAAAAAAAAAAAAACUUGUAAAAUUAUAUACAACUUCUUAAAUUGAGUGCUUCAUUCAGCUGUCUCCCCGAGCCUUGGCUUAGUCCGCUACUGGAUACACCAUUAAUUAGUUUUUAAAUUUCGAAUAUCCAACGAAAUGAAUUAACAACAUAGGUGUAUUACAAUUUGUAUAGAUAUAAAAUUGUUAAUUUAAUUCUAUAAUUUAAUUAACACUGCCAACAUAUUAUUUGUAAUUGUAACAAAAUAAACUGUAUAUUAAGUGAAAUAUUUAUAGUACACACCAACGUAUUAUUUUGAAAUAAGUAAUAAAAUAUUAGAAGAUUAUUUUAAAAUAUAUUUUAAUAAAUGUGAUGCUCUGUCAGUUUUGUUUACAGUUAUAUAAUAAAAAAAAAAAUGUAUAUACUAGUUAAGAUUUUGUAUUGUAAAUUAAAAGAAUA